AUGACAAAAGAGGGUCAGCAACGAGCCGAGCUGCGACUUCACCAGCUACUGCCCGAUGGCAUGACCAACAUUUGGGCCGGGCUCGAAGCAGGCAUCCAGCUCCUCGCAGCUGCAUCGGACGGCAUGAGGCUGCAACAUUUGCUACUGCUGACGGAUGGGAUCCCGAACAUCAAUCCACCACGUGGCAUUGUGCCAAUGCUCAAGAGGCUCAAAGAGAAGAGUGGAGGAAGGCUUCCGUGCAGCGUGAACACCUUUGGCUUCGGUUAUGAGUUGGACAGUGAGUUGCUUCAUGAGCUGGCACGGCUCGGUUCUGCCUCUUAUGCCUUCAUACCCGAUGCCGGCUUCGUGGGCACAGUCUUCGUGAAUGCUGUUACGAACUUGUUGGUGACCAUGGGGGCCAACCCCGUGCAAGGGUCUCAAACUUGUUCCAGUCGGUGA
Messenger RNA from Symbiodinium necroappetens, 438 nucleotides. NCBI's taxonomy places the organism in Eukaryota, Dinophyceae, Suessiales, Symbiodiniaceae. The record is from the annotation of a GenBank genome assembly.